Anisakis simplex (herring worm) is the source of this 753-nucleotide messenger RNA. The record is from the annotation of a GenBank genome assembly. Lineage: Eukaryota; Metazoa; Nematoda; Chromadorea; Rhabditida; Anisakidae.
AUGGCAAGACGUUAUGAUACGAGAACAACGAUAUUUUCACCGGAAGGACGUUUGUAUCAAGUAGAAUAUGCAAUGGAGGCAAUAUCUCAUGCCGGAACAUGCCUUGGUAUUCUCGCUUCAGACGGUAUCCUCAUUGCAGCCGAGAAAAGGAACGUUCAUAAACUGCUCGACGAUGAGGUUCUUGCUGAGAAAAUUUAUCGUCUAUCCGACAAUAUAGCCUGUACAGUAGCCGGUAUAACAGCAGAUGCAAAUAUUCUGAUAAAUCAUCUGCGCUAUUGGGCCGCUGAAUAUAAACUCAGUUAUGGUGAGCAUAUUCCGGUUGAGCAGUUAGUACAAACACUAUGUAAUGAAAAACAGCGUUACACACAAGUUGGAGGAAAACGACCCUUUGGUGUUUCUCUCUUAUAUAUGGGUUGGGAUCAACAUUUCGGUUAUCAGCUUUACCAGUCUGACCCAAGUGGAAAUUACACUGGAUGGAAAGCAACAUGUAUUGGCAAUAAUCAUCAGGCGGCUGUUUCGUUGUUAAAACAAGAAUAUAAGUCACCGAAUCUUGCUGAAGCGAAGAAACUUGCGAUGAAAGUGUUAUCAAAAACGUUGGAUGUGAAACUAUCGGCAGAAAAGAUGGAAAUGGCUGUGUUAACGCGACGUAACGACAAGACUGUAGUGGAGGAGUUGAAUAGCACCGAAGUAUCGCAGUUAAUAAAGGAACACGAAGAACGAGAGAAGGAACAAGAGGCUCAACAAACUGCUUGA